Sphaerulina musiva SO2202 is the source of this 1482-nucleotide messenger RNA. Its product is annotated as glycosyltransferase family 31 protein. The transcript is spliced from 3 exons. The coding region runs from base 1 to 1482 and encodes 493 amino acids. The record is from RefSeq and is a predicted model, not a curated record. Gene Ontology annotation, molecular function: glycosyltransferase activity. Lineage: Eukaryota; Fungi; Ascomycota; Dothideomycetes; Mycosphaerellales; Mycosphaerellaceae. Gene Ontology annotation, cellular component: membrane.
AUGUCUCGAUCGAGAUGGCAGAUACUGCUGGGCAUCGCAACCCUUGGCUCCAUCGUGCUGUACUUCCUAGUACUAUCGGACUAUGCACCAGUUCGGCUGUCACACAGAAUCGGGGAAGGAACAUCACUGGAAACAGGUGGCAACAUUCCAGAGAACACCGAAUUCUUCAACUGGACCACCACGACCGCGUUCGGGCCGGUUACUGAAGAGCAUGCCGUCCAUGCGACCAUCAAAGAGUUAUGCGAGUCAUUUCCUCAAAGCAAGUUACUUCACGUUCAACCCGUGCUGAAAAGUGGCCACGGCGCCAUGAAUCGUGUGCGCUCGCAGUUGAAUAGUUCAGCAGCAUGCCUCACCAACUUACUCAUCUUCUCCGAUCUGGAUGAGGAGAUUGAGGGCCACACUGUUGUCGACACUAUCAAAGACAUUCCACAAGAACUGAUCGAAAGCGAUGAUCAAACACUUCCAUAUCGCCAUCUGAAGGCCUUCCAAGCAAAUGGCACCCUCGAACAAUCCAACGAGACAGCGUCACAAUUACCAGGCUGGGAAACCGACAAGUUCAAAUUUCUACCCGAUGUCAGUCGCGCUUGGCAGAUGAGUCCCGAGAAGCAGUGGUAUGUUUUCUUUGAGGGAGAUACCUACAUUGUUUGGGACAAUGUCUUUCGUCUACUGGAAAACUUCGAUGCCGAUCAACCACACUACUUUGGCUCACCAUCACCUGGAAGGGAUGGAAUAUGGUUUGCGAACGGAGGCCCUGGCUUCAUCCUUUCCCGCGCUGCGGUCAGGAAACUGGUUAGGGAUGACUACACCAAGGAUGGAUCAUACCUUGGAUCUCGCGUGUCGGUGAAGCAGUGGAACGAGACCUUGGUGAACUGCUGCGGAGACAGUAUUCUGGGUUGGGCACUUUGGGAAGAAAGUCUGAAGCUGGAUGGGUUAUGGCCCAUGUUCAAUCCACAUCCGCCACAUGGUGUUCCGUUCUCGGACUUGUACUGGUGUCAGCCGGUGUUGACCAUGCACAAACCACACGAAGAAGACAUGCAAGAUCUGUGGCGGUGGGAGUGGCAGCACAGAAACGCAACUCGACCUGUACUUUACCGAGACUUGGCCAUCUCAUAUUACAACAGCUUUUUCGAGACCCCCAUUCGCCUUAAUUGGGACAAUGCCGAAUGGGAUUCCUUUGACCCACCCGAGUCGAGAGCACACACUUCACCAGUGACUUGCCAGGACGCGUGUGCGGCACAUCAGGGCUGCUUUCAGUGGACACAUUACCUCGGACGCUGUCAUUUCGUGCGUUCUUUCCGAUUUGGACGAGCGCGGGACCCGCCGCCGUUGUUGGAGGAGGGACAACAACACGAUGAGCCAUGGUCGCCGGAUGAUCGGCGCUUCGUGUCGGGUUGGAUCUCUUCUCGGAUUCAGAAGUGGAUGGAUGAGAGGCCUUGCGAUCAGGUCCAGUGGGUCAAGCCCAGCACAACGCGCAUCUUCUGA